GGACGCAGCUCGUAUUGUAUUUAGAACCAACACACAUGCAUUCUUGAGCGUUGUUUUUUUUUUGUGUGUGUGUUUUUUGAUGUUUUAUAGCAGUGAAGCAAGAAAAAAAACACUGCUUUGCAAAUGUUUUCUUAAAAAAUAAAAUAAUAAAAAAACAGGUCAUAGUGUCAAUAAAAGUAGUUAAGUUAAUAGUUACGUUCAGCGUAUUCUUUCUAAGGACGCAGGUGCUUUUUUUUACCGUAAACCUGUUUGCUUCGCGACCGUGUCGUUCACAUUUGGGUUUUUCAGUGUUAAACGCUGCUUGUAACGCAAACCCGGCAGAAGCUGGUGACGGAUUCAUGCUUUUUUAGAGUUUUAAGAGGAAAAAUGUGCUGCGGUGCUCAUAUGGAUCUAUGCUGGGAAAACAACAAUGAGCAGAACAUGCAUGAAAAGCCACAAAAACAAGUUCCUUGUUGUGAAAAGAACGUGUGUGUCUGUGUGUGUGUGUCUGUGUGUGUGUCUGUGUGUGUGUGUGUUUCCAGUCAUGUGCCACAUCACUCUUCCUCAUAACUCACCAAUUAUGUGUCCCAUUCAUGUAAACUCAGACAGGUUAAAACAAAUACAUUUUCUUAUAAAUUAAUAUUAAUUUUCUUUUUUUUUUUUUUCCUUGUACAGUAAUUUUUUUUAAGUUAUACUCUAUACUAAAUAUUUAUCAAAAAUUCAUUUAUUUUCAUGACUAAGCUAUAACAAAUGAUAAAUAUUUUAUAAUGCAUAACGAUCACGAAAUGGUGCGUACUUAAAUAUGCUACGGUAAGUUAGAAUAAAUGUGCAAGACCUUGCAAUUUGCGUUUUAAAACCGUGUUUUUAAAAAUGCAUAAUAUUUUGGAAUUACUUGAGCGUUGAAGAGACGAUUUAUUAGUUUGGAUCUUGCUUAAGGAUUUUUUUCUUCCAGACACGUAUUAUAAUGUAUUCAUUCAAAUAUGACUAAAUAUAUGUAAUGCAUAUUCUAGAAUAAAAAAUAAUAAUAUUUGAUGCUUCUAAAUAUCCAUUUUUAUUCUAAUAUGACAUUAAAGUAUUGACAAAAUGGCUUCCAAAUAAUAAUGAAAAUAAAGAAAAAUAUUUUUAAACAUGCAUUUAUGCACUAAUUUAAGCGUUGCAAUAAAAUACGCAAUAUUGCAACUUUAUACCGUUUUGUGAAUAUAUUUGAACGACAUUAAAACACAAAACAAACUAUGCUAAGAACAUUUUUUAAAUGAAUUUUUACAAAAAAAAUAUACAAAGUUUUAUAAACACUACAUCAAUAUAUACCAUCACAGAGAUGCAGAUAUUGAUAUUAAUGUAUUUUUUUUAAGUAUAUUGGCGCCGUCGGUGUCAUUUUUCUUUGUCUCCUGGCAGCAGAGGGGCGCUACACAUUCCAGCGCGUUGAGAACCUGCGCCGAAGGAAUUUCAAAUUAAAAGUCCUUCACACACACAAUAACGAAUCCCCCCGCCCACAAACUCAAGGACGGCUUUCUCUCCGAACUGCGUCAACACGCUUGUAAAGAUAACAAACCCUUCACAAAUAUUUACCGAAGCCUCACAAUACUAAAUCCGAGAGGAGGCCAUACGGACACGCGAAGGUGUGUCUCCUUUCUCAACCGGAAGCGCCGCGGCGUGCGAGAGUGUGUGAACACGUCAGUCCAGAUGAACUCAUGAAUGAAGCAGGCCGAGAAGUUUUCGCUCAGAAACACUCGGGAUUUGUCCGGAUCCUGGAUGCGGAAGGUUUAGUCCCUGUCCGGAGGUUUCAUCGAUACAUGUUCGGCGCGGGAGCCCGUCUGGAGAAGUCUCUCGGCGGCCGUUUUAGGGAGUUUUGAAGCGAAGCGGCGGCUUCUGCUGCUGGAAAAUGCCUCUGUUUCCAUGGAGGCUCCUGAGCAGUCUGUGUUGGUGUGCGGCGCUGGGUGUCCUGCCGUCUGUGUCCGCUGACGCUGAAGACGCUUCGCUGCUCGGCGGCUGGCAGGACGUGUGGCUCUUCCGGCUGUUCCUCAAUAUUCUGGGCUACGCCACCAUCAUCAUUCCUGGAUAUUUUCUUAUCAGCUACUUCAAGAGAAUCAAUUAUCUCGAAACAGGUCGUGGGGUUUGUUUUCCUGUUAUAAAGACGUGUGUGUUCGGGAAUGAGUCUAAGACUGGACUGCUGGAUGAUGCUUCAACGGCGGCCAGAAACGAGUCUGAGUCCAGUUCUUCAGCUCGCCAGGCCUUCAAACUCAUCUUCUGUGCUGCUGGACUCCAGGCGUCGUACCUGACGUGGGGUGUCCUUCAGGAGCGGGUGAUGACGCGCUCGUACGGCGCGACCGAGGUGGAAGGCAGCGGCGAGCGCUUCAAAGACUCGCAGUUUCUGGUGUUCAUGAACCGGAUCCUGGCGCUGACGGUGUCUGGUCUGUGGUGCGUUCUGUUCAAACAGCCCCGUCACGGAGCGCCCAUGUACAAAUACUCCUUCGCCUCUCUGUCCAACAUCCUCAGCAGCUGGUGCCAGUACGAAGCCCUCAAAUACAUCAGCUUUCCCACGCAGGUUCUGGCCAAGGCCUCCAAGGUGAUCCCCGUGAUGCUGAUGGGCAAGAUCGUGUCGCGCAAGAGCUACGAGUACUGGGAGUACUUCACGGCCGUGCUGAUCUCGCUGGGCGUCAGCAUGUUCCUGCUCUCCAGCUCCACGGGCAAACACCCGUCCACGGUCACCACCUUCUCCGGCGUGGUCAUCCUCGGCGGCUACAUCGUCUUCGACAGCUUCACCUCCAACUGGCAGGACAACCUGUUCAAGUACAAGAUGUCGUCGGUGCAGAUGAUGUUCGGCGUCAACCUCUUCUCGUGUCUCUUCACGGUGGGCUCUCUGCUGGAACAGGGCGCCUUCUUCGACUCGCUGGCCUUCAUGAUGCGCCACUCGGAGUUCGCGCUGCACGCCGUGCUCCUGUCGGUCUGCUCCGCUUUCGGCCAGCUCUUCAUCUUCUACACCAUCUCUCAGUUCGGCGCCGCCGUCUUCACCAUCAUCAUGACUCUGCGGCAGGCCAUCGCCAUCCUCUUAUCCUGCUUCCUCUACGGUCACGCCGUGACCCUGGUGGGCGGCUUAGGCGUCGCCGUGGUCUUCCUCGCCCUCUUCCUGCGCAUCUACGCCCGCAGCCGCGUGAAAAAGAGCAGCAAGCGUGCCGCGCAGACGCCCGUCCAGAAGGUUUAAUCGAGCGCUCGUUCGGAUGUGUACAGAAGCCACAUUUUCGUGGUCCGUUCGACUUUUUGUUCGCCGCAAAACUGCGGGGUUUGUAUUCCGUGAAAAGGUACAGGAAGAGAUUAUUCUUGAGUCCAAAAAUGCUAAUUCUGUCGCUAGUCGCUCGCCGUCGCAAACCCGCAAGUCCUUCGGUCAUGUCCGGGAGACGGAAAUGCAGUAGGGACGUCUCUAAAACGGUCCCGUCGGUGGCUUUUUGUGCGCCGUUUUUGGCACGCUGAAUGUAAACGGCGCCGGUUGCGCUCUGGAAAAGCGCAUGCAUGCAUCUUUGCGCCCUCCAAAAUGGAGGAAGACGUUAUAUAUAAACGUCGAAUAAACUAAAUUGUAGCCGAGCCUCUGAUGCGACCGUUUUACUGAUGCCCUUGCUAUGUUUCUGGAAACACGGAGAGCUCUCGAUUUCGUCACGGAUAUCUUCGUUUGUGUGUUCUGAAGAUGAACGAAGGUCUUACGGGUUUCGAGCGACUUGAGGGUGAGUAAUUAAUGACAGAAUUUUCAUUUGGAGGGUGAACCAUCCCUUUAAAGGGAUUUUGCCUGCGCGUUGUGAUUUAUUUUUAUCCUUAAUUUUUUUUUUUUUUUUUUUUUUGUGCGUGAGAAAAGACUUGACGAGCCAUCGAGUGAACACAGACUUUGAUAGCCUUUGAUAUCUUUGUAAUUUGGUACUAAAAUACGUUCGGUUUUCUAUUUAAAGUUUGCUUUUAAGAAGUUGCUUGAGAGGAAAACGAAAUGUUGUUGAGGUGGAGAAGCCUUAGGAGUGUUAGUUUUACCCAUCGUUCUGUCCGCAUCGUAUCUGGGUCAUAUUUCACUCCAAAAUACAAUGGAAGGUACAAAAUUAAUAUUAAAACAAAAUACGAAAUAGAAAAUGUGAUCCUUUUUUUUUUUUUUUUUUAAUUUACAUUUUUAACAAUAACGUUCAUCAAAAUGUAACGCGUUGCUCACUUUAAUGCUCAUCAUUUGUAAAUGUUUUAUUACUACAAUACAAAAUGUUCCGAUUUAAAAUUCUCUAAUUAUUGUUCUUGUCAGAUUUUAAUAUUUCACGAAAACGAUUGCAAUCCAAUAAUAAACGUUAAAUUAAUAAUAUUGAAUAAAGUAAUAAUGUAAGCUUUAAAAACAUAAAAUUUUCAUAAAUGCUAAGAACGUUACAUACAACAUAUUACAGUACAGUAAUUAUUAAUAAUAAAACAUGGGAGGUGAGACGAUGAAAUCAUCUUUGAAAUAAAUUUUGCAUAAUUUUCUUAA
Molecule: messenger RNA, 4462 nt
Organism: Puntigrus tetrazona (Sumatra barb)
Lineage: Eukaryota; Metazoa; Chordata; Actinopteri; Cypriniformes; Cyprinidae
Gene: slc35b2
Product: solute carrier family 35 member B2
Exons: 6
Coding region: 1862-3181 (439 amino acids)
Biological process (GO): transmembrane transport
Cellular component (GO): endoplasmic reticulum membrane; Golgi membrane
Molecular function (GO): 3'-phosphoadenosine 5'-phosphosulfate transmembrane transporter activity
Source: RefSeq, a predicted model, not a curated record